This is a messenger RNA of Lepus europaeus (European hare), 3391 nucleotides long. RefSeq names its product Rho GTPase activating protein 17 (gene ARHGAP17). Gene Ontology annotation, cellular component: cytoplasm; cytosol; intracellular anatomical structure. Lineage: Eukaryota; Metazoa; Chordata; Mammalia; Lagomorpha; Leporidae. Gene Ontology annotation, biological process: regulation of Rac protein signal transduction; signal transduction; regulation of actin cytoskeleton organization. The coding region runs from base 84 to 2732 and encodes 882 amino acids. The transcript has 20 exons. Gene Ontology annotation, molecular function: GTPase activator activity; protein binding. The record is from RefSeq and is a predicted model, not a curated record.
UGGGCCGGGAAGCGAUGUAGGAGCCGCCAGGCCGUCCCCUGCUUCGCCCGGCCCGAGCCCCGCGGGCCGCCGCCGCCGCCGCCAUGAAGAAGCAGUUCAACCGCAUGAAGCAGCUGGCCAACCAGACCGUGGGCAGAGCCGAGAAAACAGAAGUCCUCAGUGAAGAUCUAUUACAGAUCGAGCGGCGCCUGGACACAGUGCGGUCAAUGUGCCACCAUUCCCAUAAGCGCCUGAUGGCGUGCUUCCAGGGCCAGCAUGGCACCGACGUCGAGAGGAGACAUAAAAAACUCCCUUUGACGGCUCUUGCUCAGAAUAUGCAAGAAGCAUCAGCUCAGCUGGAAGACUCUCUCCUGGGGAAGAUGCUGGAGACGUGUGGGGAUGCUGCGAAUCAGCUGGCCCUGGAGCUCUCUCAGCACGAAGUCUUUGUGGAGAAAGAGAUCGUGGACCCGCUCUAUGGCAUAGCAGAGGUGGAGAUUCCCAACAUCCAGAAGCAGAGGAAACAGCUCGCCAAGUUGGUGCUAGACUGGGAUUCGGUCAGAGCCAGGUGGAACCAAGCUCACAAAUCUUCAGGAACCAACUUUCAGGGGCUUCCAUCGAAAAUAGAUACACUCAAGGAAGAAAUGGAUGAAGCUGGAAAUAAAGUAGAGCAGUGCAAGGAUCAGCUUGCAGCAGACAUGUACAGCUUCAUGGCCAGAGAGGGGGAGUACGGCAAGUUCUUUGUCACGUUAUUAGAAGCCCAAGCAGAUUACCAUAGAAAAGCAUUAGCAGUCUUAGAAAAGGCCCUUCCCGAAAUGCGAGCCCAUCAAGAUAAGUGGGCGGAAAAGCCCGCCUUCGGGACUCCCCUGGAGGAACACCUGAAGCGCAGCGGGCGCGAGAUCGCGCUGCCCAUCGAAGCCUGCGUCAUGCUGCUCCUGGAGACGGGCAUGAAGGAGGAGGGCCUUUUCCGAAUUGGGGCUGGGGCCUCCAAGUUAAAGAAACUGAAAGCUGCUUUAGACUGUUCGACUUCUCACCUGGAUGAAUUCUAUUCGGACCCCCAUGCUGUAGCAGGUGCUUUGAAGUCCUAUUUGCGCGAAUUGCCGGAACCUUUGAUGACUUUUAAUCUGUAUGAAGAGUGGACGCAAGUUGCAAGCGUGCAGGAUCAAGACAAAAAGCUUCAAGAUUUGUGGAGAACGUGUCAGAAGUUACCACCACAAAAUUUUGUCAACUUUAGGUAUUUAAUCAAGUUCCUUGCAAAGCUUGCUCAGACCAGUGACGUUAAUAAAAUGACUCCCAGCAACAUCGCCAUCGUGUUAGGCCCCAACUUGUUAUGGGCCAAGAAUGAAGGGACGCUCGCCGAAAUGGCAGCGGCCACAUCCGUGCACGUGGUCGCGGUGAUCGAGCCCAUCAUUCAGCACGCCGACUGGUUCUUCCCUGAAGAGGUGGAGUUUAAUGUAUCAGAAGCAUUCGUACCUCUUGCCACCCCGAAUUCUAAUCAUCACUCAUCCCACACUGGAAACGACUCUGACUCAGGGACCCUGGAAAGGAAGCGGCCUGCCAGCAUGGCGGUGAUGGAAGGAGACUUGGUGAAGAAGGAAAGCUUUGGUGUGAAGCUUAUGGACUUCCAGGCCCACCGGCGGGGUGGCACUCUAAAUAGAAAGCACAUGUCCCCCGCUUUCCAGCCGCCACUCCCACCCACAGAUGGCAGCACCUUGGCUCCAGCGGGCCCAGAGCCCCCUCCCCAGGGCUCUAGGGCUGAAAGCAGCUCAGGGGGUGGGGCUGUCCCCUCCUCUGCGGGCACAUUGGAGCAGGGGCUGAGCCCGGGCGACAGCAGUCCUCCCAAACCCAAGGACCCUGCACCUGCAGCUGUGCCUGCACCAGCGAGAAACAGCGGCCCGAUGACCACUGGCCAGAGCCAGGCCCAGGCAGCUGCCGGCUCCCACCAGCUCUCGGUGGGCCCCGCGCACAGUGCGGCGGGCCCCAGCCCUCACACGCUGCGCCGAGCUGUUAAAAAGCCAGCUCCAGCACCCCCGAAGCCAGGAAACCCACCCCCUGGCCAUUCCGGGGGCCAGAGUUCUCCAGGAACAUCUCAGCUUCCACCUAGCCUGUCCCCAAAGCCGUCCACCCGGAGUCCUUCUCCUCCCCCCCAGCACGCAGGCCAGGCUCCGGGCCAGCCCUCGGCCGCCGCCCAGCUCUCGGCACCCCGGAGGUACUCCAGCAGCCUGUCUCCGAUCCAAGCUCCCAGUCACCCGCCGCCGCAGCCUCCGACGCAGGCCUCGCCGCUGGCGCACAGCAAGCCUGGUGGCCAGGGCCCUCCCAACCCCGUGGCGUUGCCCAGUGAGCAUGGACUUGAGCAGCCGCCUCACACCCCGCCCCAGACACCAACGCCCCCCAGUACCCCGCCCCUGGCAAAACAGAAUCCCAGCCUGCCGGCGUCUCAGACCCCGGCGGUGAGUCACCUUGAGACUGCACAGCCACACACUGGCACCCUGCCGAGACCGAGGCCGGUGCCAAAGCCGAGGAACCGGCCCAGCAUGCCCCCGCCCCCUCACCCUCCCGGCCCCCACCCAGCCGGCGAAGGCGGCCUCAGCCACGCAGCACCGACAGCUUCCAGAGUAGUCACCGACGCCAAUUCUAGGGUUUCAGAACCGCUUCGCAGCAUCUUCCCUGAAGUGCACCCGGACUCGGCCAGCAAGGAGCUGCCGGGCCACAUCCUGCUGGACAUAGACAACGAGACGGAAAGCACGGCCCUGUGAAGACGCCAGCCCCGGCAGCAGGCCAGACAGCGAACAGCUUUCAGUGACGGGAAAGAGCGGCCCCCACCGCGGACCUUGGCCCCAGGAGACCGUGGGGGCUGACACUUAAAGCUGAAUGACCUGUGUCUUGAAGAAAUUGUCUUCCUUUACAUGAUAAAGAAAUAAUGCCAAAAAUAAAAAUAAAAAUCAGAAACCGAGAGGUAGCUAGCUAGAGCGCCGAGACGUGUCUAGGAAGCUUGCUAAGGCAGGCAGCACCAUCAGCCAUGUGGAAUGAAUGAGAAGCAAUGCGUUAACUAUCUAUUUAAUAAAGUGCAUUAAUUCUGCAAGGUGCCUACUUCCUGCUCGUCGCACUUUGAUCCCGCUGUGCUAGCUAGGAAGGAGGUUCCCCCUCCAGACUUGCUGCAGAACCGUUUUGUAUUCAGGAUGGUCUGUGUCUGCCCCAGUCCCCUCCAGACCCUGAGCAUUGAUGGUGACUGCUGGAUCUGUCACCCCAACAAACUGGAUGCGACUUGUGCCUUGUUGGAUCGCCAGAAUGUAGAAAGAAAUGUACUGUUUUCUCUCUCUUUUUUUUUUUAAACAAUGUAAUUGCUACUUGAUAAGGACCGAACAAUAUUCAAGUUUCAUGUUUAAUUUGAAUUAAAUAUAUUCUGUGGUUUAUA